AUGAGUAAUUUUUUUGUUGGGUCAGGUAAUCUAGGUGCAGCUCCUGAGCUGCGCACAGUUGUGGUCAAAGGCGAGAAUCGCCAGGUGCUGAAUUUGCGCGUCUUUUUUGACUUGCAUAAGAAGGAUGCCGAAGGCAAGUGGGUUCAAGAUGAGCAAGCCUCUUUCUGGAAGACGGUUUCUCUUUGGGAUGCCCGCGCAGAGCGUGCAGCCAAGAUUUUGCGCAAGGGUGCUCGCGUGCGCGUGGAGGGGCAACUAAAGCGCCAACCCUGGACAGAUAAGAACGGCGAAGAGCGACAGGAUGAGGUGCUAGAGGCCGAAGAGAAGAGCUGCCACCAUCUCUACCAGAUGAUGCGCAUGCGUAAAAGUGGACCUACUUUGUUUGGGGCAGGCAGGGCGUGUUUUUUACUCGUCCUCCUCGUGGGAGGCUGCGCCAAUUAUCGCACCCCGGGUAACGAGAAGGCCGCUCCAAUAGCGCAAGCUUUGCAAGUGCAGCAGCGCUAUGUGGGUGGGCUACUGAAGUUCGUGACCUGCAGUGACGACUGCGAGCCAGUGCCAAAAAAGAUCUUGGAUACUGGCGAGGUGCGCAAGCAAGCAAAUUUUAUGCCAGCUGGAUCUGGCGACUCUAGCACUAAGGCUGUGGCUUUGCCGGUUGGUCUGGCCAAGGUCUCGGUGACGACGACGAUCACUCCUGCUCCUGGUGUGCCUGCUGCGCAGGCUUCCAGGGUGUCAGGGCCAGGGAAAAGCACUCAAAAGCAUGUGCGGCAAGGGUUGGGUUGGUAUGUGGUGUAUUUCGAGGGCUUGAGCGAUAGUUUAAGCCCUCGCGCAAAGGCUGUUAUAGCUGAGGCCGUCCAGGAUAACCACGACUAUUCGCAAGUUGUUUUGUUGGGUGGCUCUAGCGGUUCCAGCGCCAAGAAUAAGGUUCUAAUCCGUGAUCGUACCAGAGCGGUGAAGCGGACUUUGAUGGGCCUGGGGGUCGAUAAGCAUCGGUUGCUUGUUCGUUCCGCAGCCCACACAGACCCCACUCCCAACUUGGGGGCAUCGCUGGGCCUAAAGCUGCGUGGAAUGAAGCGCAGGGCCGGUCCUGAGGGGAUGAGAAGAGUUGAGCUGCUGUUUCUAAAGAGGACGGAUGCAGGAAUAGAGAAGUGCAAUAUGAGUGAAUCCAUACCAAAUGACUCUCCGGCCAAGGAGGAUGUGAUGCCGGAUCCGGUUUUAAAUGAAGAGGCUGCGCGGGUUCGGUGUGAUUGGUUUUUGCCAUCACUGAACCUCACGAUCAAAGUGGAAGUAGAUACCCGGGCAGAGAGGGUGUGGGUUGAGGGUAAAGAGGGCCGAGACAUUGCCAAGCACGUGGGGGCCAAUUCUUCUGGCAAAGGUUGCUUGACUGGUAAUGGUGUUGCCGUAACCUGGUGUAUAGGCCACUUAUUGGAGCAGGCAGAGCCGGAGGCUUAUCUACCUGAGACAGCUUCUAAAUAUUGGGAUUUGGCGGUGUUGCCUAUCAUUCCACCUCAGUGGAAGAUGGUGGUCAAGCCAUCCGUCAAAGAGCAGUUUGGUUCUGUCAAAGCCUUGCUGGCCAAGGCCAGUGAGGUGGUGAUUGCUACGGAUGCAGACCGAGAGGGCGAAGUCAUUGCCAGGGAAGUGAUGCAGGUUUGCGGCUACAAGGGGCCGGUCCAACGUCUUUGGCUGGGCGCACUGGACGAUGCCAGUGUGAAGAAGGCGCUGGCCAAGUUGUUGCCAGGUGCUAAAACAUUGCCCAUGUACUACUCUGGAAUGGGCAGAAGCCGAGCAGACUGGCUGGCCGGAAUGAAUUUGACAAGAGCACUUACCAAGGCUUUUGGUGCGGGAGGUAAGGAUGGAGUUUUGUCCUGUGGUCGUGUGCAAACACCCACCCUGGGGCUGAUUGUUCGCCGUGAGCGGCAAAUUCUGAAUUUCAAACCCAAGACCUAUUAUGUUCUUGAUGCAGUUUUUGAGAUGAUGAAUGCCGUGGUACCAAUGGGCUGGCAGGCGCCGCAGGCGAUGCUGGAUAAAGAUGGGCACUUGGUACAAAAAGCCGCCGUAGAGCAGGUGGCCAACAAGGUGCGCAACCAAGCAGGGCGCCUGGUGAAGGUAGACAUCAAGCCCGAGCGCGAGUUGGCACCGCUGCUUUACUCGCUGGGUAGUCUCCAGCAAGAAGCGUCCAGGCGUUACGGAAUCAAAGCCCAGGCCGUGCUUGACGCGGCACAGGCUUUGUAUGAGAAGCAUAAGGCAACAACCUAUCCGCGCACAGAUUGCGAAUACUUGCCUGAGUCGCAAAAGGCGGAAGCGCCAAUGGUCUUAGAAGCAUUGGGCAAAACGGAGCCAUCCAUGUACCCGCUGGUGCAGUUGUCUAUUAAAAAUCAAAGCGCAAAAGUACGCUGUUUUAACGACAAACAAAUCACGGCCCACCAUGCCAUUAUCCCGACCACCAAUCCAGCUGUGAGGGUAGGGGAGAUGAGCAGUAUUGAGCGUAAGGUAUACGAUCUGAUUUGCAGGCGUUACCUGGCUCAAUUUCUGGGCGAUUACGAGUACAGCAAGACAGUCAUUGAAGUCGAGUGCGUGGAUGAGCUCUUUGCGGCCACCGGUAAAACCCCACUCAAAUUGGGUUGGAAACAAGCCUAUCAAGGCCUGGAGCAGGGUGAUAGCAAGCCGAAAGGGAGACCUUCGGCUGAUGAUGCAGAGGAAAGUGGCGAAGAUGCGCAUAAAAAUGCGUCUAUUCCCUCUGUCAAAGUCGGUGACCAGGCUAUCAACCGCAAGGCCAAUGUGAACGCCAAACAAACAAAACCGCCCAAGCGUUACACCGAGGGCACUCUCCUGGCCGCCAUGGAAAACAUCGCCAAGGAGAUAGAAGACCCUCGGUUGAAAAAAAUCAUGCAGAGCAAAGAAAAAGCAGGAAUAGGGACCGAUGCCACCCGGGCGGAAGUGAUAGAAACGCUGUUUAGGCGGGAUUUCAUAGAACUUGAUAAGAAAAAUCUCCUCCCUAAACCCAAAGGUAUGCAACUCAUAGAGCUGAUCGAGCGCAUAGAGCCCAGCCUGGCCGAUCCCGUGCUUACCGCCGAGUGGGAGGAUAUGCUGGGACAGGUAGAGGCUGGCGCGAUCCAACUGGCUGAAUUUGAGGCGGAUAUUGCUCAGUGGCUCAGGACUUUGAUCGACUCUAUUAAAGCCAAAGCAGAAUCUGAGAGCCGUAUUGCGGUCAAAUCAGCAAGAAAUCCGACUGGGCAAGGGGUAGAUAUGGCUCCCAAGCCAACUGCCUAUAAAUGCCCUAAAUGCGCGAGUUCAUUAAGUCAGAUAGGCCGUAAGCUGGAGUGCAAAGCUGGUGGCUGUGGUUUUGGGAUGUGGGCCAGCGCCUCAGGUAAGGAUAUUCCGGCCCAGGAUAUUGAAGCUUUGCUUGCAGGCCGAGAAACAAAUUUGAUUGAGGGCAUGAAAAGCAAAGAAGGCAAGCUCUUUGCAGCUAGGCUCAAGUUGGAUGAGAAUGACUGGAAGGUUAAGUAUGCGUUUGAGAACACUCGCGCACAAAUGCCAGCUCAAAAUUCAGCUGGACCAGCCAAAUCGCCCGUAAUGCUCACUGGCAAAGAAACCUAUCUCAAGGUGUCAUUUGACGAUAAAGACAAAGUCAAAGCCCUGGGUGCUCGCUGGAGCAGUGAACGCAAGGCUUGGUAUGUGCCAACUGGGGUGGACUCCAAGCCUUUUGAACAGUGGAUUCUGCUGGGGCUUCUGGGUGCUUUUCUAUUGGCCACCAACACCAGAGUCUCUAAAUACGGAUGGCUGCUGUUUCUGCUGGCCAAUGUGGCCAUGGUGGCCUUUGCCAUUUCUGUCGGUGCUAAUGGUCUGCUGUUGCAGCAGCUGGGGUUUACGAUGCUGGCGGCCGCCCGGGCGACGGGCUUAGAGCCUGCUCUAAUCCGCGCUGUGGCCGCUGUGGAAUCUCGCUACAACAGCCAGGCCAAGUCUCCAGCUGGGGCAGCUGGGGUUAUGCAGCUGAUGCCAGGUACUGGGCGCAUGCUCGGCUUGGAUGAGCGUGGCUUGUAUCAUCCCGGAGCUAAUUUGUAUGCCGGUGCCCAAUACCUGGCUCAGAUGCAUGAUUUAUUUGACGACUGGAGCUUGGCCAUAGCCGCUUACAACGCAGGGCCAGGAGCCGUUAAAAAGUAUGGUAAUCGAAUCCCGCCCUAUCAAGAGACCCAGAACUAUGUGCGUAGCGUUUUUCGUUUUUAUGCCUUGUUCAAGGCGGCUGAGGUGAGGGCAGGGGAAGUGGAUCAAGAAAAAAUUGAUGUGCAGGUGAGCACUCGCGAACUCAGAGGUCUGGUCUCUGAUAACCCGAUGGGCAAUAUCCGCUUGGCAAAAGCGCAAAAAAGGCAAGCUAAACAGCAGCUCAGUCAGGCCGACAUUCAAAACAUGCUGAUGACAUUCGACACCAAGACAGCGCUUGGUAUGCGUAAUCGAGCGAUCGUGGAGUUGAUGUAUGCAUCAGGUAUCCGCGUCAGCGAACUCAUCAACCUGACGCUCUAUAGCCUUAAAUUGACCGAGCGGCACGCCCAUGUCGUAGGCAAAGGUGGCUGCGCUCGGGUGGUGAUUUUUGGAGAGGACGCUCAGCGCUGGCUGGACUCUUACCUACAGCAUCUCCCAAAGAAAACGCCCGCCAAAGAUAAACCGAGCCACUUCUACCUUUAUUUUGGAGUUGAUGGACUUAGGGUUGCCCCAUUCCAGAGGAGACAUUUUGGAUAUUAA
Darwinula stevensoni is the source of this 4731-nucleotide messenger RNA. Lineage: Eukaryota; Metazoa; Arthropoda; Ostracoda; Podocopida; Darwinulidae. The record is from the annotation of a GenBank genome assembly.